This is a messenger RNA of Emys orbicularis (European pond turtle), 3228 nucleotides long. It is a transcript of the gene NFATC3, whose product is annotated as nuclear factor of activated T cells 3. NCBI's taxonomy places the organism in Eukaryota, Metazoa, Chordata, Testudines, Emydidae. Bases 72 to 2921 code for a protein of 949 amino acids. Gene Ontology annotation, cellular component: transcription regulator complex. The transcript has 9 exons. Gene Ontology annotation, molecular function: DNA-binding transcription factor activity, RNA polymerase II-specific; transcription factor binding; RNA polymerase II cis-regulatory region sequence-specific DNA binding. The record is from RefSeq and is a predicted model, not a curated record. Gene Ontology annotation, biological process: calcineurin-NFAT signaling cascade; cytokine production; regulation of transcription by RNA polymerase II.
CUCCUAACUGUCAUCAAGGGAUUGAAGCUAGUGAGGAUGAAUUGCACACAAAUGGCCCAGAAAAUGAAUAUAUGGAAAGGCCUUCAAGGGACCACCUGUAUCUUCCUCUUGAGCCAUCAUACAGGGAAUCAUCCCUUAGCCCAAGCCCUGCCAGCAGCAUUUCCUCCAGGAGCUGGUUCUCAGAUGCUUCCUCGUGUGAGUCUAUCUCUCAUGUUUAUGAUGAUGUAGACUCAGAGCUGAAUGAAGCUGCUGCUCGAUUUACCCUCGGAUCUCCUUUGGCAUCUCCUGGUGGUUCUCCAAGGAGUCCAGGGGAUGAACCUUGGCAGCAGCCUUAUGGAUUUGGGCAUGCCCUGUCUCCUAGACAGUCUCCUUGUCAUUCUCCUAGAACUAGUAUUACAGAUGAAAAUUGGCUAAACCCUAGACCAACAUCAAGGCCCUCAUCGAGACCUACAUCCCCCUGUGGGAAGCGACGACACUCCAGUGCAGAGAUUUGUUAUGCCAGCUCUCUCUCUCCUCACCAUUCUCCAACUCCAUCACCUGGCCACUCUCCCAGGGGAAGCAUAACAGAAGACACAUGGUUAAACACUUCUCUCCAUAGUGUACAAGGUCUUAGUCCUGGCCUUUCACCAUUUCAGUGUUGUACAGAGACUGACAUCCCUCUUAAAACAAGAAAGACCUCUGAGGAUCAAACUGCUACCCUAUCAGGAAAAAUAGAUUUCUGUUCUGAAGAACAGGGUAAUGUAUCACCAUCCCUUGAAACUGCAAUAGAUGAUUGCUCUGGAUCUCAACAUGCAUUGAAAAAGGAUUUGCCUGGUGACCAAUUUCUUUCUGUUCCUUCACACUUUACUUGGAACAAACCAAAGCCUGGCCAUACUCCUAUAUUUCGCACAUCUUCAUUACCACCACUAGACUGGCCUUUACCAACUCAUUAUGGACAAUGUGAACUGAAAAUAGACGUACAGCCUAAAACUCACCAUAGAGCUCAUUAUGAAACAGAAGGCAGUAGGGGAGCAGUAAAAGCAUCUACUGGAGCACACCCGGUAGUGAAGCUCAUAGGCUACAGUGAGAAGCCAGUAAACCUACAGAUGUUCAUUGGAACAGCAGAUGAUCGCUACUUACGACCUCAUGCAUUCUACCAGGUGCACCGAAUCACUGGGAAAACAGUUGCUACUGCUAGCCAAGAGAUAAUAAUUGCCAGCACAAAAGUACUGGAAAUUCCACUUCUUCCUGAAAAUAAUAUGUCUGCCAGUAUUGAUUGUGCAGGUAUUUUGAAACUCCGCAAUUCAGAUAUAGAGCUCCGUAAAGGAGAGACAGAUAUUGGAAGAAAGAAUACCAGAGUGCGACUUGUGUUCCGUGUUCAUAUCCCACAGCCUAGUGGAAAAGUGUUGUCUCUACAGAUCGCUUCCAUACCUGUUGAAUGCUCUCAGCGAUCUGCUCAAGAACUUCCUCAGAUAGAAAAAUACAGCAUCAACAGUUGUUCCGUAAAUGGAGGCCAUGAAAUGGUUAUGACUGGAUCUAAUUUUCUUCCAGAAUCAAAAAUUAUAUUUCUUGAAAAAGGACAAGAUGGACGACCUCAGUGGGAAGUAGAAGGGAAAAUAAUUAGGGAAAAGUGUCAAGGGGCUAACAUUGUUCUUGAAGUUCCGCCGUACCAUAACAAAACUAUUACAGCUGCAGUCCAGGUGCAGUUUUAUCUUUGCAAUGGGAAGAGGAAAAAAAGCCAGUCUCAACGUUUUACUUAUACACCAGUUUUAAUGAAACAAGAGCACAGAGAUGAAAUGGAUUUGACUGCUGUUCCAUCUUUGUCCCUGCCUCAUACUGGCAGCGUUCAGGGCCUGCACUCCAUCCGAACUCAGCUGUCUUCAGCAGAUCCAGGGCACCCACACGAUAGUUUACUGUCUACAUCACCCAGGAGCCUUGUGUGCCCAGUUCAGCAACCGUAUACAUCCAUGGUGACAUCAGCAGUAUCCCAUCUGUCUCACAUACAAGGUAGAAACAUCAGUCCAGGUGAUGAGUGUCAUGUUUUGCCUCCUGUGGUUCACCAGUCUUUCCAAGUAACAUCAACACCUCCUGUGAGGCCUUCCUACCAGCCUAUGCAAUCUAAUGUUAUGUACAAUGGGCAACCUGGUCUUCCCAUGAACUCUGCCUCCAGCCAAGGAUUUGACACUAUUUCAUUUCAACAAGAUGCAGCUGUACCUCAUUUGAUAAAUCUUAGCUGCCCACCUCUGCCACCAAUGCAGUACCAUUCUUCAAAUCCUGGCUCAGUGACAACUUCAUGUACAGUAGGGCAUCCUUUGGCACAUCCAGCUCAUUCAGGACAAUCAUCACCUCAUCUGCAGUCAAUGGGAUACCACUGUCCAAAUACUGGGCAGGGUUCUCUCUCUUCUGCAAUGAAUCAACCCCUUGGGCAACCUUCCCCUCAGUUGCAGCAAGUCACAUACCAUUCUGCAAACCCAGGGUCUGCUUCAUCACCAUCCCCAACAGCUUCCCAUCCUUUGGUCCAUUCGCCACUGUCCGGGCCAGCUUCUCCUCAGCUACAACCUAUGCCAUACCAGUCUCCUAGCUCAGGACCUGCCUCAUCCCCUCCCCCAACAGCUAUAAGUCACUCGGGACAACACUCCCCUCAAGAACAUAGUCCUGGAUUGGGAGGUCUUCAUGCAGCUUCAGCUUUAGUACAUCACAGUAUAUGCGAAUCAUCUCCAUUUUCAUCAGACGGGGUAGCUGUUAACAUUAAACCAGAACCUGAAGAUCAAGAGUUGAAUUUUCAAACAAUUGGAUUGCAAGACAUCACACUAGAUGAUGUGAAUGAAAUCAUAGGAAGAGAUAUGUCACAGAUCUCAGUGUCACAUGGAGCAACAGUGGCUGGCCAAUCUCCACAUACAUGCCCUGGAUCUCUGGAGACAGGAAUAUCGGAUGGAGUCUAAAAGCAGCUAAGCGUCCAUGAAAUCUUUCAAGUUUUCUCUGAAUAUUUCUUCUUCAUCCCCUUCUCUUACACUCACUGUGCUUCCAACUCUUGUGGCCUUUUAUAAACUGGAACAAUGGAUCCUUGCAUAGCCCUUUUAGUGGGUUACAUUUGCUGUAGAGACAGAGCAUUUCUAAUUCUAGUUUCUCGAGUGCUGUAAAAAAUGACUGAGUAAAUGGACACCAAGAAGCAAGACAAGAUAUUUUAACCGUUUAAAAAUUACAAAUGAGCUUUGCUGUUUUACAUUUAAAUAGAAUACUUUUAUAUUG